GCUGGCCACAGUUUUCAUAGCCUCCCCUCGGCUCUGCCCCUCACAGUCUGCUGUCUAUAUCGAGGCACAGGCCAGCCCAGCUCACAAAGGCUAAACGAGGUGCAGCCCCACUGCCACCAUGCCGGAAGUGUAAAGAAAACCCAAGAUCACUGCGUCCCGGAAACUUCUGCUGAAGAGCCUGAUGCUGGCCAAGGCUAAGGAAUGCUGGGAGCAGGAGAACGAGGAGCGCGAGGCUGAGAAGGUGCGCUACCUGGCUGAGCGCAUCCCCACGCUGCAGACGCGGGGCCUGUCUCUCAGCGCCCUGCAGGACCUGUGCCGGGAGCUGCAUGCCAAGGUGGAGGUGGUGGAUGAAGAGCGGUAUGACAUUGAGGCCAAGUGCCUUCACAACACCAGAGAGAUUAAGGACCUGAAGCUGAAGGUAAUGGACCUCCGAGGGAAGUUCAAACGCCCACCCCUCCGCCGGGUCCGUGUCUCAGCUGACGCCAUGCUCCGGGCCCUGCUGGGCUCCAAGCACAAGGUGUCCAUGGAUCUGCGGGCCAACCUCAAAUCUGUGAAGAAGGAAGACACCGAGAAGGAGCGACCUGUAGAAGUGGGUGACUGGAGGAAGAAUGUGGAGGCCAUGUCCGGGAUGGAAGGCCGGAAGAAGAUGUUUGAUGCUGCCAAGUCUCCAACCUCACAGUAGAGAAAAGCCUACUGUGCUGUGCUGUGGGCUCUGGCUUCAUCCUUUUUCCUCCAGCCCGGCUCACCCAGCACCCUGCGCCAUAUCCCCAUCUGGAGCAGCCCUCCCUGGCCCCACCUCUUCCCUCCAGCCUGCUCACUCUCCUCUGGAACCAGGAUGCAACAGGCACACAGGAGAAAAGUGGACGCCAGUGUCUGAAGCCCUCACCCCAGACGGUGGGACUCCAGUCACUUUCAAGCUCUUGUGGUUUCCCAGCCAUCCCCCCAUGGCAUGACAAGCAGAGGAUGAGGAGGCAGUGGGCACACCUUUCCUCCAGCCUGUGCCAAGUCCCUUUGCUGUCUCUCCAUUAAAAACCCAGCGUCCUGGUCCUUUCUGGA
Molecule: messenger RNA, 1056 nt
Organism: Nycticebus coucang (slow loris)
Lineage: Eukaryota; Metazoa; Chordata; Mammalia; Primates; Lorisidae
Gene: TNNI1
Product: troponin I1, slow skeletal type
Exons: 8
Coding region: 182-682 (166 amino acids)
Biological process (GO): muscle contraction
Cellular component (GO): troponin complex
Source: RefSeq, a predicted model, not a curated record